Molecule: messenger RNA, 945 nt
Organism: Tilletiaria anomala UBC 951
Lineage: Eukaryota; Fungi; Basidiomycota; Exobasidiomycetes; Georgefischeriales; Tilletiariaceae
Exons: 3
Coding region: 449-916 (155 amino acids)
Biological process (GO): translation
Cellular component (GO): ribosome; cytosolic small ribosomal subunit
Molecular function (GO): structural constituent of ribosome; mRNA binding
Source: RefSeq, a predicted model, not a curated record
UAUAGACACAUAGCAGCAGCUGAAGGGCAGCAUCAAUUCGGAUAGCAGAGGCUGAUGCAGCGGGGACAAUGAAGGGUAUCGAGUCGCCUGUGGCUAGGCGCGCAACAUCGAGUGGUAUGAGCUGGGGAAACACUGGUGCGAUGAUCUGGCAUGGCGGAGGAAAGGCGGCAAGGACGCAGGUAUAACCGCUGUCGUGGUGGGCUGCAGCUCUACAGCCUUAUGAUCCAAGCCUGCUUUGGUCAAGGGUAGAAAGAUUGCUCUCAUCCCUGAGCAAUGGAUGUUCAAGGCUUGCCAUGCGUGUGCAAGGUGCACCUCGCAGACAUUCUCAUGCCGACAAACGCUGCUGACCCCGCGCGACGGCUGCGCGAUGUUGGCAGGCGUCAAAACAGCAUGGAGCAAACGAUUGAAGGAGACUACAUCCACUCGGAGAUGUGCAUUGCUGCCCCCAAUGCUGCUAGUUUCUGCGCAUCCAUCACUGGAAGCUAAUCAAUUCUUCUUCUACGCUUCAGUGACGAAGAAGAGAAGAAAUGGCGGCCGUAACAAGCACGGACGUGGCCACGUGGCCUUCGUCCGUUGCUCCAACUGUGCCCGGGCGACUCCUAAGGACAAGGCCAUCAAGCGAUUCACUGUCAGGAACAUCGUCGAGGCCGCUGCUGUCAGGGACAUGAGCGAGGCUUCGGUUUACGCUGAGUACGCCCUGCCCAAGCUCUACAUCAAGCUGCACUACUGCGUCUCGUGCGCCAUCCACGCCCACGUCGUUCGUGUUCGCUCGCGUGUUGGUCGCAAGAACCGUGCACCUCCCGUGCGCGUUCGCUUCAACCGUGAUGGCAAAAAGAUCAACCCUGCCGUCGCUGGUGCCCAGAACACCGCUGGUGCUCAGGCAGGUGGUGCUGCGGCGCCAACUGCCCGUGUCUAAGCAGCUGUGAGCUUGGGACAUUCGCUCGC